Messenger RNA from Symphalangus syndactylus (siamang), 1338 nucleotides. It is a transcript of the gene SPATA32, whose product is annotated as spermatogenesis associated 32. Gene Ontology annotation, biological process: spermatogenesis. Gene Ontology annotation, molecular function: actin binding. Gene Ontology annotation, cellular component: perinuclear region of cytoplasm. The record is from RefSeq and is a predicted model, not a curated record. Lineage: Eukaryota; Metazoa; Chordata; Mammalia; Primates; Hylobatidae.
CCCCAGUCCCUCAGCCAAAGAGCACACUGGAGGCGGAGAGGCAGCAUCCACCAGCCCGCUCCCCGCCUCCAGGACAGAGCCUCGGUCUGCAUGGGGGUGACAGGUACCCAUGGAUUUCCAUGCUGCAGCAAAGGGUCAGUGGAGGUUGCAGAGAUGCGAGAUGAUUUAAGUCAACAUCAGAUACAAGAGGAACAGGAGGGGCAGGACCUCCUGCUCCUGCUCCUGCCUCCUCAGCUUCGAGUUGAAACAUUUCAGCUGGAGGCAGACAUGCUAGAGCAGAAGCCCCAACUCAAAGUGGAUCCGGACCUGGACCCAGACCCAGAUCCAGACCCAGACCCAGAACUGGAGAUCGGACAGGUGCCGGCUUUACUGGAGUCAGAGCUAUACCCAGCCCUCAAGCUUGAAGCUGAGCAGGACACGGAAGCCAACUGGAACGAGGAGUCUGACUUCGAAGAACCCAUGCAGCUGGUAUGCAAAAUAGAGUCCGUCCACUCCAACAUGGGGCUGCCCACGCUACAGACCUUCAGACCAUGGAGUCUGAAUUCAAACUACCAGAGUUUCACGGAGGAGAACCACAUGUCUGCCUGCCAUCACUCCAUCAGUGCGCAGACCUCCAAGCACCUCUUCUGGGCAAACAAGCUCAUCCAGGCCUCAGAGCACAGCCUGCAGCGGGCCAUCAACAUGCAGCUCAACAAUGGCAGCGCAGGCCAACCCAUCAGAUCCCCCCUCCAGGAGGCCAUCCCCAAUGCCCUGUGCUCUGAGGAGCAGCUCCAGAUCCCUGAUGCCCACUCAGCUCCUCCAGCCACAAGCUCCCAGGCACCAAGCCCCCUCCUGUCCUCAGAUCUCCCGCCACCCAUUGGCCUGGCAGAGCUAAUCACCUUUGCAUCUUCCCUGGCCAUGGCCUCCUCCAGCAGGAUAGACCUGCCCAGUUUGGAACACAUGAUGAAAGCUCCACCCCAGGAGGCUCUGGAGCCUUCCACAGAGCCCCUCCUGACCACUGUGGAGGAGCAAGAGCCAGAAAAGCACGCAGAGAGCCUGCCAGAGAAACCACGUGAAGCCAGAGCACCACUGAAAUCUUGGAGUCAGGAAGACAAGAACUUCGCUCAAGCUUACUUUGACUUCGGCAAGCCAGGGAUCAAGAGGGCCACCAUCGAAGGGCAAAUGCAGCUUCUCCAGCCACCAGCCACGUCCCCUCUGCUGCAGGGAGGCAAGGAAGACUCAGUGCCACCAGGAAAAGAGAAAGAAAAUCCAUUAUUGGUGAAAAUCCAUUUUAAGCUGUCAGCCCCCACAACCCCAGAGAAAUGACUAGACAGAACCAAUAAAGCCUCCAGUGCUGAC